This is a messenger RNA of Nematocida homosporus, 483 nucleotides long. RefSeq lists its product as uncharacterized. Gene Ontology annotation, cellular component: endoplasmic reticulum membrane. The coding region runs from base 1 to 483 and encodes 160 amino acids. The record is from RefSeq and is a predicted model, not a curated record. NCBI's taxonomy places the organism in Eukaryota, Fungi, Microsporidia. Gene Ontology annotation, biological process: negative regulation of ceramide biosynthetic process; intracellular sphingolipid homeostasis; ceramide metabolic process. The transcript has a single exon.
AUGACUUGUGAAGCUUUCAUUUCACCUAAUGUCGAGUGGUCUUUAGAACCCUCCACAUGGUUUGGCCAAACUCUUCUUACUGCGACUGUCUGGUUCAUUCUCUACCAAAUCUUCUCUAAAACCACCGCCUGGACUCUUACUAUCUGGCUUUACAACAUAGUUACGUUUGUGUUCUUCCAUGCUAUUCUUGGUGAUCCAUUCAACCAAGAGUAUUCCGGAUUUACUUUCUGGGAACAACUUAUGAUCCAACUCAAAGGUUCUUCCGGUAUGACUUUCUUUACCGUCUUCCCAAUUGUUCUCUUUCUAUGUGGAGCCCGUCUCGCCAAAUUUAACAACUUCCUUUUUGUCAUCAAUCUCUCCUCACUAAUCAUAGCCGUUCUCCCCAAACUCAUCAUUUACAUCAGGUACUACCGCCAAGCCAAAUGUCCCCAAUCCACUCGGUCUUCCAAACCCAAGCGCAAGGACAAGAAAUCCAAAAGCUAA